Cuscuta epithymum is the source of this 919-nucleotide messenger RNA. Lineage: Eukaryota; Viridiplantae; Streptophyta; Magnoliopsida; Solanales; Convolvulaceae. The record is from the annotation of a GenBank genome assembly.
AAUCCCUUUACCCCUUCCCCCAUCUCUCCUCUCUCCUUAUUUCUUCUACGCCCUUUCUCCCCUCUUCUACACCAUUUUUCUCCUCUUUCCCCAUUCUGGUGGACCUUCGAGCAAAGGGUCGGCUCUUUUAGCCACCUACGUCACCCUUAAGUUCAUUUACCUUUGCAGCCCUAUGAUUCAUCCUCCCAAACUUAACUCAUUAGAGGAGUUAAAUGCAAAUCUGGAUGAAGUGGUUUUUGUUGGAGGAUCCACAUGCGGCAUGCCAUCUAUAAAAAGUAAAAUCCAACAAAGAAAGAGAAGAGAAAGAGUAAAACAACUUGUAUCAAAACAAAGCAUUCACUCUGCAAAGCAUAUUUACAGAACACUAAUUGGGAUACACCUCGACACAAUUAAGGUUUGGGCAAAAGAAACAAGUAACCAGGUCAAUUAUCAGUACCACUAGCACCGAAACUGAGCGUGCAAAGAAUACUGUGGGCUAAUCCACUUGCUGACUUGCUUGCAGUUUUAAGGAGAUUUGAGUUUAGCUCUUGUCCUUCUUGUGCCAAGGAUAUCAGCUAUAGCACCACAAAGAUGAUAACUGUUUAGAAUCAUGAUCAUUAAUGAAGGAAGGAAUUAGGUAAGUCAUCAGAAAGUACGUGCAUUGAGGUAAUAAAUUCAUUGAUGCCUAAAAAUCUUGAUGUUUGGAGUCAGCAAGAGCCCAAACCUGAAAGCACCAAGCAGGUAAGCAUAAAGGGCAAGUCCUAGUUUGGGAUUGAGGUUGCAUUUGGGGAAAAAAAUCUUGAAGAUUGUUUUUGGGGAUUGCAGUUUGGUGAAGAAGAGGCGGCCAAACAAUGACAUUAAGAACAUUAUUAUGUACUAUCUAUGUUGUUUAUCUUAAUUAUAUUAGUUGUUGUAAUAUAGUCACUUUGUAAAGUAAUAU